This is a messenger RNA of Juglans microcarpa x Juglans regia, 1274 nucleotides long. RefSeq names its product cold-regulated protein 27-like. The transcript has 5 exons. Bases 79 to 855 code for a protein of 258 amino acids. NCBI's taxonomy places the organism in Eukaryota, Viridiplantae, Streptophyta, Magnoliopsida, Fagales, Juglandaceae. Gene Ontology annotation, biological process: response to cold; regulation of circadian rhythm. The record is from RefSeq and is a predicted model, not a curated record.
ACCCCCUAAUACACCACCGCCUCCUUCUUCCUCCUCCUCGUCCUUCUUCUCAAUUAUUUUGAAGUUCUUAUCGCAAAUAUGGGGGAUUUAAGAGCAGGAGAAACUCGGACGAGCCAACCCACUUCUUCUACAAUAUCUAACGACGGGUCGUGCGAGACCAAGGAGCCUUCCAGCUUGGGCAAUCUGGUGACGGAAUCUAUGUCUACAGAAUGGACAGAUGAGAAACACAGCUUGUACCUCAAGUCCAUGGAAGCAUCAUUUGUAAACCAGUUAUAUGAUUCCACGGAUUCUCUUGGUUUUUGCCGCUUGUCAGAUUCAACAUACUCCAGGAAAAAGUAUCUUAACACUCGCACCUCUUCUGGCCAGUUUAAGGUUCUUCUAGGUGGCCGCUGGAAGGGGAUUAAUUUUGACAGAGCUGUUGAGCUUCAGCUCAAGAAAGCAGACGGGUCUAAAGGUUUUCUGGCAAGUCCUUGGAUACGGCACUUUAGAUCUGGAUGCACACCACGUGUUGUAGCAUCUGCAGAUCUCCAGAACAAUGUUGCAUCCACAAGUGAAGCUUUGGAUUUAGUUGGGAACCACACACUGUUCUGCGGAUCAGAUACUUGUAAUUUGAAGCACAAUCGUGCGUGUCACUUUCAUCUAGACCAUCAUGAUUUGGUUAGCAGCGACACAGAGGUGUCUGAUCAGAACUUUGCUAAUGAAGAAGCUGAAGGAGAAAAGGAAAGCCUUAUGUGCAAUGCAAAAAGGAUGAAAUCUUGUUCAAGUAAUGCUUCUAUCAAUGAUCAGGUUGUUCCACAUAAUAACUCUCCCACAACAGAAGAUGUUACCAAGAAUUGUGUCUCUUCGGCUAGGUGAAAUCCGUGACUAGCCGACAUGGAAACGACCGACUUCUAAGAAGGAGGUUACUGAUCGAACCGUGCAUAUCAAUAACAAGGAGAUCUAACAGAAGUAUUAAAUGCUGUGCGAGAUGAAGGGGAAAAGUGGCUUUGCGGUUCUUAAGCUGUUCUGGUGGUUCUUGCCUAGCAUCAGUGCUACCACAUAGGAAGUAUAAAGAUUGUGGGAGCAUGUGCUGUCCUGGCCAUCGAUCUAUGUGUGUACAUACAUACAUUGAUAUAUAUCACUGCCACUAUUCUGGUAGUAUACUAGGACUUUUGGCUGUGUUGGAAAUUGGAGUCGUGUUGAAUGACAUCUAGGCGUUACUGAUUGAUUAUCUGCAAGAAUUUCUUCCGGAUGUACUGAAUAUUGAAUAGAUUAUCUGAUCUAUUUCUGGAUGA